UUUGACUAUACAUUUCAAUGCUAGCACAUUUUUAAUUAUUGUGAUGAUUAAACUUCUCAAUAACAAAUAACAAACAACAUUAUAUCAUAUAUUUAUCUCAAAUGCUAGUCUUAUUUAAAAAACAAUAAUCAAUAAAAAAUUUUUAAUUCAUAGUUUCCACAAAUAAUUCAAAGAAAAUUCAAAAAAUGGUUUACUAUUUUGAAAGCGAUGUGGUCCAGCCUCCAGUGGUUUUAUUUAUGGGAGUUGAUAAACAUGAGAAUGAAGAUUUAAUUAAAUGGGGAUGGCCAGAAGAUGUUUGGUUUCACGUUGAUAAAUUUUCAUCAGCUCACGUUUAUUUACGACUUGCACCGGGGCAGACAAUUGAUGACGUACCAACAUCGGUACUAGAAGACGCAGCGCAAUUAGUAAAAGCAAACAGUAUUGAAGGAAACAAAGCCAAUGAUAUCGACGUUGUCUACACAAUGUGGUCGAAUUUAAAAAAAACACCGGGUAUGGAAGUAGGGCAAGUGGGUUUCCAUAAAGAGAAGGAUGUCAAAAAAAUUCAUGUACCUAAACGUAUUAAUACUGUGGUUAAUCGUCUCAACAAAACUAAACGUUCGGAGACUCCUAAUUUGAGAGCUGAGCGCGAGCAGAGAGACAGAAGUGAACGGGAGGAUAAAAAAAAAGUACAGAGAGAGUUGAGAGAGAAAGAAAAAGCUGAGAAGAAACAACGAGAGGAAGAAGCUGAAAUCAGGAGUUACUCUUCAUUAUUUUCCGACAGUAAAAUGACAGCAAACACAGAAGCUGGAUAUGAUUCUGAUGAUUUUAUGUAAUGUAUUAAUAUAAUAAAUAUAUAUAUUAUUUAAAAUAAAAAAAUCUUAAAUUAAAAUUUCAAAUCCUCUAUAUUGUAUAUUUACAAUAAAAAUACAUGAUUGACA
This is a messenger RNA of Microplitis demolitor, 917 nucleotides long. Its product is annotated as coiled-coil domain-containing protein 25. The record is from RefSeq and is a predicted model, not a curated record. Bases 186 to 812 code for a protein of 208 amino acids. The transcript has 5 exons. NCBI's taxonomy places the organism in Eukaryota, Metazoa, Arthropoda, Insecta, Hymenoptera, Braconidae.